UAGUACGUGGUGAUGAGCCAGCGUACGUACUUUUUGCUGUGAAACAGGUGAUUAUGAGUGCAUUUUCAGCGCAGUAUAAAGUUUUCGAAUAUGUAAUUGGUUUGUUUAUUUUUUGGUAGUCUAGUCAUUAUAAUUUACAGCAACAGGAGGGAACAUCUACGAAUAAUUUUGAAAGUGUUUUCCAUGUAAAAUAGUUUCUUUGGUUCGGCACACAAUAGCGCGUAGAGGUACAAUGCCAGGCUAUACGGAAAUAUUCUUCAGCGUGCUAUCCCUCCUGUAUCUUGUUAAGGGCAGAAUAAUCAACAAUGGAAAUGAUGUGUUCUUGGAAGAGAAGGCAGCAGGCUCGUUUCUCUCUCGUACACUGCUGUAUAACAGUUGGGACUUCGAGCUAGUGGUGGCUGGCAAUAUAGAGAGAGAAUGCAAUGAGGAAUUGUGCUCGUAUGAAGAGGCAAGAGAGGCAUUUGAAGAUGACACAAAGACAGCUGCCUUUUGGAAGGGCUAUGUCAACAGUCAGGAGUCUUUAACCCGAGUGGAUGUGUCCGGUCUGGUGGCCGGCAUUUUGGCUAUUGUAAUAACAGCGAUUAUAGCCACUGUGCUCGGCAUUUAUUGCUACAAAAACAGAGGAAAAACGCCGAGAAGAGUUGGCAGUGUUCCAGUCCGAAUGCCUGUCGAUGGACGUUCAGCGCCUGAAUCUGUUCCCUUGACUAAUAUUGCGGCCCCAGGUCUCCCCUCUUACAAUGAGGCUCUGGCCAGCAGUGGCCAGCAUGACGCACCACCACCUCCUUACUCAGGUGGGGUUCCAUCUGGGCAACCAAAUACUCAAGAUGCAUAGUGAUGAGAUUCUCUUGCUUUAAAACUGGGGAAUAAGGAAUUGCAAGCUGGUGAUGGUCAUGUGUCAAGGAGAAAUAAAGGGCUGUCAACAGCCAAGUUCAGUUUAUUAAUUAGGUAAUUUAUUACAUAAAUUCCAACACAAUGUGUGUUAGUUUUAUAAUUUUUAAAUAUUUUGCCAAUAUUAUUGAGUAUAAUCCUGUAUAAGCGUAAACUGUCAAUAUUUUUGUAAAUCAGUCUUUUUUAAGAGUUUGUCAUUGUUCAACUGAAAUAAAACCGAGUUGUUUUA
Messenger RNA from Triplophysa dalaica, 1117 nucleotides. It is a transcript of the gene prrg2, whose product is annotated as proline rich Gla (G-carboxyglutamic acid) 2. NCBI's taxonomy places the organism in Eukaryota, Metazoa, Chordata, Actinopteri, Cypriniformes, Nemacheilidae. Gene Ontology annotation, cellular component: extracellular region. The transcript is spliced from 7 exons. The coding region runs from base 233 to 832 and encodes 199 amino acids. The record is from RefSeq and is a predicted model, not a curated record. Gene Ontology annotation, molecular function: calcium ion binding.